AUGCCGGUUUUCACAGAACACGCCUCGUCGGCACGCGACCUCCGCGUGCUGCCAUCUUUCGCGCCACCUCUACCUCGCCUUUCUCCAGCCUUCACUUCCAAUGCCGACCGUGAUUCUGAACGUUAUGAGGUCGUUAUCGUCGGCGCCGGUCCGGCGGGUCUCAUAUUGAACGUGCUUCUCGCGCGCUACGGCCUCUCCGACACCUCUUUGCUCUGCAUCGACGCGAAACCCGGGACUCUGGUAUCGGGACAAGCGGACGGGCUGCAACCGCGCACGCUAGAAGUCCUAAAGUCACUAGGUCUUGCGGACGAGAUUCUCAACGAUGGUUGCCACAUGGCGGAAGUGGCGUUUUGGAAUCCCUCCGAGAACAAAGACGAGGUGAUCAAGCGUACCUCGAUCGUGCCGGACGUGGCUGUGCCGGCGCGAUUCAAACACGAAGUCACGAUCCAUCAGGGCCGCAUCGAGCGGAUCCUAGAGACGGAUCUCUUGCGGUAUUCGCGACGCGGAGUGCAGCGGAACACAAAGCUUUUAGACAUGCGCAUCGACGAGAACGGGGACGCAGAGUUUCCGAUCCUCGCAGAGAUCGAGACAGAGGGACAACGGAGGACAAUUCGAUCGAAAUAUCUAGUCGGUGCAGAUGGGGCGCAUUCGGUCGUUAGACGGUGCAUGGGCUUAAAUUUGGUGGGCGAAUCCAUGGAUCACAUUUGGGGUGUGGUCGAUUUGGUGGUCGAUACUGAUUUUCCGGAUAUUCGACGACGGUGCGCGAUUCAUUCACCCGCGGGAUCGGUCAUGGUCAUUCCGCGGGAGCGCAUUGCGACGGGGGAGUACUUGACAAGGUUGUAUGUCCAAGUGCCGGAGGACGAGGCCGUGAACGGAUCUGGAGACCAGAAAGGUCGUGCGAAGGAGCGAAGGUCGAAGGUGACAUUAGAAGGGAUCUUUCAGCAGGCGGUCGGUGCUCUGAAACCAUAUUAUAUCCGACCGAAAGACGAGGGAGCGGUGGAUUGGUGGGCAGCAUACCAGAUCGGCCAGCGAGUGACGGAUGAGUUUGCGGUAAAGGACUCGAAGGGUGUCAAUCGAGUUUUUAUAGCGGGAGAUGCUUGUCAUACACAUAGUCCCAAGGCUGGCCAAGGCAUGAACGUGUCCAUGAUGGACUCGUAUAAUCUGGCCUGGAAACUAGCCCACUCUAUCAACGGCCUUACCCCAGAACCAGACGACAAAGAGACAACCGAUCUUAUUCUUGACACCUACCACACAGAACGCCAUACGAUCGCUCAGGAAUUGAUCGAAUUUGACCGCGCGUUUUCAUCCAUGUUUUCAGGGAAAAUAGGAUCCGCAGAUGACGGUGUAAACGAAUUGACCCAUGAACAAUUCUUGAAAGUGUUCAGCACAGGCAAUGGAUUCACCUCUGGUUGCGGAAUUGAAUACCCCGACAACCUGAUGAUUGAGAAAUCACCCGGCGCAAAUUCUGAAUAUCCAAUCCAACGCACAGACUAUCUCCUAGGAGUCCUUCGACCAGGAAGACGACUAUUAGAUGUGCGGCUGAAGAGACACGCCGACGGGGUUCACAUCCACCUACAAGAUGACUUCCGCUCAACCGGUCGCUUCCGCAUCUUGUGUCUAACCUCGUCGGAUCUACUCGACCCCCAGGGAACUUCGGCCAGAACAUUAACGACCCUUGGAUCUUCUGUUAUUCCACGUUUUCCUCACUCCGUCGUCGAACAGGUAGUUGUCCACCCACGGCUGUCUAGAUCCUUCACCUGGCGAGAUGUGCCCGCCGAGCUGAAGAAAUACUCCGAAAUGCGUUUCCACAACGGUUGCGAGAUUGAUGACGCGUACAAAACGUAUGGUGUGGAUGCAGACCAGGGAGCUCUGGCUGUUAUUCGGCCCGAUGGCAUAUCACGUGACCCCACCCGUGCCGAAGACCCGAGCAGGUCCACAAAUCCUCCAGAUUUUCCAGAUCAUUGCCUCGCCUCCCCCGUUGACUCAGGAAUGAUGGCUGUUGGAAUUCCAGACGGCCUUAAUGGAGCCAACCACCGAGCCCCGACUCCGGCACUGUUUCCUGUCAAGCUUUCACCACAAGCCAAUGAGGGUCUUGCAGUUCAUUGGCGAGAGGGUUUUCCUCUUCGCUUGUUGGCCCGUCGCAGCGUUAGUGGACACUUCGGUCUGAGCGCUCCACUUGUCGGGAUUAAGCGCUUCGUAUCGCCGAUGCGGUUUGGCAUGGUGACGGUCACAGCAAUUCGGCUCCGUGAAAACAAGGUCCAGGUCCCGGUCUGUGCGAAUGACGAUGAUGCUGCCGAUUAUGAGGAUUCCAAUGACGCGAGGAGGGUCGAUUCGGCUCUCGAGAUUCGAGAUGGAAUUGUGAAUGAGCGAGAUUACGAUCUGGAGCAGAACGGCAAAUCUUCUGCUGGCCUUGAGAAAUCGAGGACAGCGAGAUCUGAUCGAUCACGAGAUCUAACGCUGGUUACAUGGGCUGGCCCUGAUGACCCCGAGAAUCCCAAAAACUGGCCGGCAAAGAAGAAAUGGGCUGCUGUGGUUACAGUAUCUUUCUUUACUUUUAUCUCACCCGUCUCGUCGUCGAUGGUGGCACCGGCUCUGCAGUCUAUUCGAUCAGAUUUCGAUAUCCAAGAUGAAGUUAUCUCGCAGCUUACACUCUCGGUCUUUGUCUUGGCCUACGCCGUUGGCCCACUGUUUUUGGGUCCCUUCUCCGAAAUAUAUGGCCGAGUUAUUGUUCUCCAGCUUGCCAAUUUGUUCUUCUUAGUAUUUAAUAUUGCGUGCGGCUUUGCCCAGACCAAAGUACAGAUGAUCGUGUUUCGGUUCCUAGCUGGUCUAGGCGGCAGUGCACCAUUAGCUGUUGGCGGAGGCGUCCUCUCCGACUGUUUCAAACCCGAAGAACGAGGCAAAAGCAUCGCCAUCUACAGUCUCGCACCCCUUCUCGGGCCCGCAGUAGGCCCAAUCGCUGGCGGAUUCAUCGCCGAAAACACCACCUGGCGCUGGGUCUUCUACUCGACUUCCAUCGCGGACGGCGUCAUCCAAGUCGCCGGCCUCUUCUUUCUCCGCGAAACCUACGCCCCCAAGAUCCUGCGCGACCGCGCAAAAGCCCUCCGCAAAGACACCAACGACCAAUCCUUCCAGACGGACGCCGAGCGCCAAAACAAAACCCUCCCCCAAGUCCUCCGCACCGCGCUCGUCCGCCCCUUCAUCCUCCUUGCCACCCAGCCGAUCGUGCAGGUCCUGGCCCUCUACAUGGCCUACAUCUACGGCAUCAUGUACCUCGUGCUCUCGACCUUCCCGGCCCUCUGGACCAGCCCGUCCUACUACAACGAAUCCACUGGCAUCGGCGGCCUCAACUACAUCUCUCUCGGCCUGGGCUUCUGGCUCGGCUCUCAGAUCUGCGCCCCCCUUAACGACCGCAUCUAUCGCCGCCUCAAGGCCCGCAACAACGGCAUCGGUCGCCCCGAGUUCCGUGUUCCCCUCCUCCCCUUCGCCGCCCUCUUCACCCCCGCCGGCCUGUUCAUCUACGGCUGGACCGCCCAGUACCGCGUGCAUUGGAUCGCCCCUAACAUCGGAGCCUGUCUCUUCGGUAUGGGCAAUAUCGUCACGUACCAGUGCAUCCAGACAUACAUGGUCGACGCGUACACGCGGUUCGCGGCUAGUGCGUUGGCUACGGCCGCGUUCUUGCGAUCCCUGGCGGGUUUCGGGUUUCCGCUUUUCGCACCGUAUAUGUAUGACGGGUUGAAUUAUGGGUGGGGAAAUAGUUUAUUGGCGUUUGUGUCGUUGGCGUUGGGGAUUCCGGCGCCGUUGUUUUUGUGGAGGUAUGGUGAGAAGUUGAGGAAGAUGAGUCCGUUUGCUGCUGGGUAG
Aspergillus affinis is the source of this 3858-nucleotide messenger RNA. RefSeq names its product putative phenol monooxygenase. Bases 1 to 3858 code for a protein of 1285 amino acids. The record is from RefSeq and is a predicted model, not a curated record. The transcript has 9 exons. NCBI's taxonomy places the organism in Eukaryota, Fungi, Ascomycota, Eurotiomycetes, Eurotiales, Aspergillaceae. Gene Ontology annotation, biological process: transmembrane transport. Gene Ontology annotation, molecular function: FAD binding; transmembrane transporter activity.